AUGAAGGAAUGUCAGUGCGAUGCGGAAGAAGACAACUACUGCUAUUUAUGCUGCGGUAACGCGGACCAUCAGUGCCUUCCCGCUCACCACCACAAUAUUUUAAGAAUGGAAAAGAUCUGUGUGGACAACACAUGCGAAAACCCUUGUGCACGAUUCGCUCCACACUUGAUGGUGUGUGACUGCCCAGCAAUCGACCAGGACACUGGAUUUGCUUCCGAAGAUCGAUGUCAGCUAUGCUGCUAUGAUUUCAAUUUGAAACCAGCAAAUCGACGCUGCCAAAACGCUUAUCGCAAGUAUAAGGUGAUGGAUCUGUUCCAGAAACCCAUUUGGAGGGUUGGUUUAGAGUGUGCAGGAGGGAAAACCUGCAACAAAUACGGAGUUUGUGCUGCUUGUACAUUGAAGUAUACCGGUCUACUUCUGCUUAUUCCUUUGCUACUACGAGUAUUUUGGUGAGA
Molecule: messenger RNA, 455 nt
Organism: Strongylus vulgaris
Lineage: Eukaryota; Metazoa; Nematoda; Chromadorea; Rhabditida; Strongylidae
Source: the annotation of a GenBank genome assembly